CAUGUCAAUAGUAACUGUGCAACUUGGUCAGUGUGGCAAUCAGAUUGGUUUUGAAGUGUUUGAUGCUUUUUUUGAUGACUCAUACUGUUUUCAAGGACUCUGCUCUAAGAAAGAAAAUGAAGCAUAUCAAGCAUCUUGCAAAGAAAGAUUCUUCAAUGAGGAGAAAAAUGGAGCUCUAGUUGCCCGGGCUCUGCUUGUUGAUAUGGAACCUAAAGUUAUCAACCAAACACUAUCAAAGGCUACUCAACCUGGUCGAUGGAAAUAUGGCCAGCAUGCAUGUUUCUGUCAAAAACAAGGUUCUGGAAACAACUGGGCAUAUGGUUACUCUGUUCAUGGGCCCAGACAUGAAGAAUCUAUCAUGAACCUAGUUCAGAAGGAAGUGGAGAAAUGUGACUCAUUGAGUGGCUUUUUCAUCAUAAUGAGUAUGGCUGGGGGCACAGGAUCAGGACUGGGAGCCUUUAUUACCCAGAAUUUACAAGAUCAGUACCCAAAUUCCUUGAAAAUGAAUCAGAUAAUAUGGCCUUUUGGAACUGGUGAGGUUAUUGUUCAGAACUACAACUCUGUUUUGACUCUUUCUCACUUGUACCGAUCUUCGGAUGCUCUCCUUUUCCAAGAAAAUGACACUAUCCAUAAGAUCUGUGCCAAACUGAUGAACAUCAGACAGAUCUCCUUCAGUGAUAUAAAUCAAGUCCUGGCACAUCAGUUGGGAAGUAUAUUCCAGCCUACCUACUCUGCAGAAGACUCACUUCACUACAGAAGAAAUCCUUUAGGAGACUUAAUGGAGAAUUUAGUUCCCCAUCCUGAAUUCAAGAUGCUGGGUGUGCGUAACAUUCCUCAAAUAUCUGAGAAUUCUCUGGCAUACAGCACGUUUACUUGGGCUGGCCUCCUCAAGCAUUUAAGACAGAUGCUCAUUUCUAAUGCAAAAAUGGAAGAAGGUAAUGGUAGGAAUGUUCGACCUCCUUUGUCAGGACUUCCUGCCCUUGGCAAAGAGUCUUCCAAUAAGGAGCUUCAUUUUAACACAUCCGUUGCUAAUUUGGUCAUCCUUCGUGGGAAAGAUGUACAAAAUGCAGAUCUGGGAGGAUUUAAAGAUCCAGCUAUCUAUACUUCCUGGUUAAAACCUGCUCAUGCUUUUAACAUGUGGAAAACUCAGCGAGCUUUCAACAGAUACGAAAAGUCUGCAACACUGGUCAGCAAUAGCCAGUUCUUAGUAAAGCCACUUGAUAGGAUUGUGGGCAAAGCGUGGAAUAUGUUUGCUUCAAAAGCCUAUGUUCAUCAAUACACAAAAUUUGGAAUUGAAGAAGAAGAUUUCUUGGACGGUUUCACAUUGUUGGAGCAGGUUAUUGCCAGUUACUGUAACCUGUGAUCUUGAACAAAAGUAAUUUUGGACAAGCAUUUUCAAACUACUGUUU
Molecule: messenger RNA, 1409 nt
Organism: Elephantulus edwardii (Cape elephant shrew)
Lineage: Eukaryota; Metazoa; Chordata; Mammalia; Macroscelidea; Macroscelididae
Gene: TUBD1
Product: tubulin, delta 1
Exons: 9
Coding region: 2-1363 (453 amino acids)
Biological process (GO): mitotic cell cycle; microtubule cytoskeleton organization
Cellular component (GO): cytoplasm; microtubule
Molecular function (GO): GTP binding; structural constituent of cytoskeleton
Source: RefSeq, a predicted model, not a curated record